GCUCACCUAAUCCUAAUCCUAAUCCGCAGUCCAAACAAAUCUUGGAUCCCUUCUUUGCUCCGUCCUCUCAAAUCUCCACUUCUCCAUCCGUCCUCCCCUCGUCUUAUUCUACGGAGCUAAACCCUAGAUCCCCCGCCCGACCGCUAAAACCCUAGCAAACGGAGUUUCGUCGCGUGCGAUUGGAGUCGUCGUCGGGGAGAGGAUGGCCGAGCCCUCCAGGGUGAUCCACAUCCGUAACGUCGGGCAUGAGAUCUCCGAGAGCGAUCUGCUCCAGGUGGUGCAGCCCUUCGGCACGGUCGCCAAGCUCGUCAUGCUGCGCGCCAAGAACCAGGCUCUUGUCCAGAUGGAGGAUUUGGCGGCUUCCGUCAGCGCCAUCCAAUACUACACCACCAUUCAACCUAGCGUAAGGGGAAGAAAUGUAUACUUGCAGUACUCAUCUCACCAAGAACUGACUACUGAUCAGAGCUCUCAUGGAAGGAAUCCUGAUCAGGACGAACCCAACCGAAUUCUCUUAGUUACUGUUCAUCAUAUGCUCUAUCCUAUGACUGUCGAAGUGCUUCAUCAAGUGUUUUCUCCUUAUGGAUUUGUGGAGAAGAUUGUCACAUUUCAAAAGUCAGCUGGUUUUCAAGCCCUCAUACAGUUUGAAUCACGCCAAAGUGGAAUACAAGCAGCUGGUGCUUUGCAUGGACGAAACAUUUAUGAUGGUUGCUGCCAGCUAGACAUUCAGUAUUCAAAUCUCACCGAGUUGCAAGUUCACUACAACAAUGAUAGAUCUAGAGAUUUCACAAAUCCGUCUUUGCCCACAGAGCAACGUCCAAGAUCUUCUCAGCCUGGUUUUAAUGAUCCUAGUGGUCUUUUUGGUUUCCAACAGCCUGGAGCUGCAUAUGCACAGAUGGGCCAGGCUGCAAUGGUUGCUGCUGCAUUUGGUGGAACAUUGCCUCCUGGAGUGACUGGUACCAAUGAUCGCUGCACACUUAUAGUUAGCAACUUGAACAGUGAUCGAGUUGAUGCGGAUAAGCUCUUCAAUCUGUUUUCUAUUUAUGGAAAUAUAGUGCGGAUCAAGGUACUCCGCAAUAAGCCAGACCAUGCCCUUGUCCAGAUGGCUGAUGGGCUUCAGGCUGAGCUUGCUGUACACUAUUUAAAGGGAGCAAUGCUACUCGGACAGAAACUGGAAGUUAACUUCUCUAAAUACCCUACUAUUACCCCAGCUCCUGAUGCAAAUGACUACUCAACUUCCAACCUUAACCGGUUCAACAGUAACGUGGUUAAGAACUACCGCCACUGCUGUGCCCCAACCAAGAUGAUCCACAUCUCAGCGCUUUCACAAGAAAUUACCGAGGAUGCGAUCCUUGAUCAUGUAAGUGAGCACGGCACUGUCGUCAAGUCAAAACUGUUUGAGGCAGGUGGCAAGACGCAGGCUCUUGUGCAGUUUGAAAGUGAGGAAGCGGCAACCGAAGCACUCGUCUGUAAGCAUGCAAGCAAGCUUGAGGGGUCUACCAUUAGAAUUUCAUUCUCCCAGAUGCAGAACAUAUAGAGGUUCUUCCUGGAAUGCGGGGAUUUGAAAAAGAAAAAAAAAAUGCCCCCUCUUCUCUGUAAACUUUUGAACUUCUUUCUGUCAACCUAGCUUUGUCUGCACCGUGACAAAGGAUUGUUACUCUGUCUUGACUCAAAUCUUGUGUGAUGCGUGUAAACUGCUUCAUUUGUACUAUGUUAGCCUUCUAUGGUUUGCUUCUGUA
This is a messenger RNA of Lolium rigidum, 1736 nucleotides long. RefSeq names its product polypyrimidine tract-binding protein homolog 3-like. The transcript is spliced from 15 exons. The record is from RefSeq and is a predicted model, not a curated record. NCBI's taxonomy places the organism in Eukaryota, Viridiplantae, Streptophyta, Magnoliopsida, Poales, Poaceae. Gene Ontology annotation, cellular component: nucleus. The coding region runs from base 203 to 1534 and encodes 443 amino acids. Gene Ontology annotation, biological process: regulation of RNA splicing. Gene Ontology annotation, molecular function: mRNA binding.